This is a messenger RNA of Protobothrops mucrosquamatus (brown spotted pit viper), 1760 nucleotides long. RefSeq names its product protein kinase AMP-activated catalytic subunit alpha 2 (gene PRKAA2). Gene Ontology annotation, molecular function: protein serine/threonine kinase activity; ATP binding. The record is from RefSeq and is a predicted model, not a curated record. The transcript has 9 exons. Bases 1 to 1662 code for a protein of 553 amino acids. Gene Ontology annotation, biological process: intracellular signal transduction; protein phosphorylation. Lineage: Eukaryota; Metazoa; Chordata; Lepidosauria; Squamata; Viperidae. Gene Ontology annotation, cellular component: cytoplasm.
AUGGCUGAGCUGAAACAGCCGCCGAAGCACGACGGGCGGGUGAAGAUCGGCCACUACGUGCUGGGGGACACACUGGGGGUCGGCACUUUCGGCAAAGUCAAGAUUGGAGAGCACCAGCUCACUGGACAUAAAGUAGCAGUGAAAAUUUUAAACAGGCAAAAAAUUCGUAGUUUGGAUGUUGUUGGAAAGAUCAAACGAGAAAUCCAAAACUUAAAACUUUUCCGGCAUCCCCAUAUUAUCAAACUGUAUCAGGUGAUCAGCACCCCUACUGAUUUUUUCAUGGUGAUGGAAUAUGUGUCUGGUGGAGAAUUGUUUGAUUAUAUCUGUAAACACGGACAUGUAGAAGAAGCUGAAGCCAGGCGCCUCUUCCAGCAAAUUCUGUCAGCUGUGGAUUACUGCCAUAGGCAUAUGGUGGUUCACAGAGAUUUGAAACCGGAGAAUGUGCUGCUGGAUGCACACAUGAAUGCCAAGAUAGCUGAUUUUGGGCUGUCCAAUAUGAUGUCAGAUGGUGAAUUCCUGAGAACCAGUUGUGGCUCACCCAACUAUGCAGCACCAGAAGUAAUCUCCGGAAGACUGUAUGCUGGCCCAGAAGUUGAUAUCUGGAGCUGUGGUGUUAUUCUUUAUGCUCUUCUCUGUGGGACUCUUCCUUUUGAUGAUGAUCAUGUUCCAACCCUGUUUAAAAAAAUCCGGGGAGGCGUCUUCUACAUUCCUGAAUACCUCAAUCGUUCAAUAGCAACCCUGCUGAUGCAUAUGCUGCAGGUUGAUCCACUCAAACGAGCCACCAUCAAGGACAUACGAGAGCACGAAUGGUUCAAACAAGAUCUGCCCAGUUAUUUGUUCCCAGAAGAUCCAUCAUAUGAUGCCAAUGUCAUGGAUGAUGAUGCUGUGAGGGAAGUUUGUGAGAAAUUUGAAUGCACCGAGUCAGAAGUGAUGGCCAGUUUGUACAGUGGAGAUCCUCAAGACCAGCUUGCGGUAGCUUAUCACCUGAUCAUUGACAACAGGCGAAUCAUGAAUCAGGCCAGUGAGUUCUACCUCGCUUCCAGCCCACCCAGUGGCUCUUUUAUGGAUGACUCUAUGCAUAUCCCCCCAGGAGUGAAACCUCAUCCAGAAAGAAUGCCUCCUCUAGUUGCAGAUAGUCCCAAAGCAAAAAGCUCUUUGGAUGCAUUGAACACCACUAAGCCAAAAUCAUUGACUGUGAAAAAAGCCAAGUGGCAUUUAGGAAUACGAAGUCAAAGCAAGCCUUACGAUAUCAUGGCUGAAGUUUAUCGGGCCAUGAAACAUCUGGAUUUUGAGUGGAAGGUGGUGAAUGCCUAUCAUCUUCGGGUGCGUAGAAAAAAUCCAGUUACAGGAAAUUACAUGAAAAUGAGUUUGCAGCUGUAUCAGGUGGACAGUCGCAGCUAUCUCUUGGACUUUAAAAGCAUCGAUGAUGAUGUCGUGGAACAAAGAUCGGGCUCUUCUACACCUCAACGCUCAAGCUCAGCAGCUCGUUUGCACAGACCAAGACUAAGUCUUGACUCCGCCACUGUUGAUUGCCAGUCACUUUCUGGGUCCCCUACUGGCUCUUUGACUGGGAGCAUGUCCUCUGUGACCCCACGCCUUGGGAGCCAUACAAUGGAUUUCUUUGAAAUGUGUGCCAGUCUCAUUAUGGCUCUGGCUGGCUGACAGGUAUCAUUCAGAGGCUUGAUUUCAGUGGGUGAGCAUAGACCUUGGUAAACCUUGUACUCAAGCUGAGUCAGGAGUGCACGGCACGUGGCAAAGAA